Messenger RNA from Phialemonium atrogriseum, 2210 nucleotides. RefSeq names its product putative nad-dependent malic enzyme protein. Gene Ontology annotation, cellular component: cytosol; mitochondrion. NCBI's taxonomy places the organism in Eukaryota, Fungi, Ascomycota, Sordariomycetes, Cephalothecales, Cephalothecaceae. Gene Ontology annotation, molecular function: malate dehydrogenase (decarboxylating) (NAD+) activity; NAD binding. The transcript is spliced from 5 exons. The record is from RefSeq and is a predicted model, not a curated record. Gene Ontology annotation, biological process: malate metabolic process; pyruvate metabolic process. The coding region runs from base 68 to 1894 and encodes 608 amino acids.
CCGUUUCCUCUCUAUCCUCUCUCUCUCCCGUGGCAGCUCUUUCUCAGCUGCAGUCUUGUCCGAUACAAUGCCAGACGAACAGAAGUCCAAGUUUGGGCAUCUCCCUCUCAGCACCAAGGGGCCACUCGAAUGUGCCCUCAAAGGUACCGUCCUGCUCAACCACCCGUUCUUCAACAAGGGAUCUGCCUUUUCCAAGGAAGAGCGCCGGGACUUCGAGCUUUCCGGCCUGCUGCCACAGGGCAUCCAGUCUCUGGAACAACAGGCUCACAGGGCUUAUGAGCAGUACUCUAGCAGGGCUGACGAUCUCGCCAAGAACACAUUUCUGACAUCGAUGAAAGAGCAGAACCAUGUUCUCUAUUUCAAGCUAUUGCAGGACCAUUUGGACGAGAUGUUCAGUGUCGUCUAUACGCCGACCGAAGGCGAUGCGAUCCAGAACUUCUCUCGGCUCUUCAGACGCCCUGAGGGUUGCUUCUUGAACAUCCACGACAUUGACCGAAUCCCCCACGAUCUUUCUCUGUGGGGCGAGCCGGAAGACAUCGACUACAUUGUAGUUACUGAUGGCGAAGAGAUCCUCGGCAUUGGUGACCAGGGCUGCGGUGGCAUCCUGAUAUCAGUGGCGAAGCUUGUGCUCACGACUCUGUGUGCCGGCAUCCACCCAAACCGGGUCUUGCCAGUUGUUCUCGAUUGCGGUACAGACAACGAGAGACUCCUGAAUGAUCCUCUGUACCUGGGGCUGCGAGAGAAGCGGGUUAGAGGGCCGCAGUACGACAAAUUCGUCGACACAUUUAUCGAAUCCGCCCGCAAGCUGUAUCCGAGAGCCUACAUCCACUUCGAAGACUUUGGCCUAGACAACGCGCGACGCAUCCUAGAUAAAUAUCGGGACAAAAUCCCGUGCUUCAACGACGAUGUCCAAGGCACCGGCUGCGUCACCCUCGCCGCCAUCAUGGCAGGCCUGCACGUGAGCAACCAGAAGCUCAGUGACCUCCGGAUGAUAAUUUUCGGCGCUGGUACCGCAGGCGUCGGAGUCGCCGACCAAGUCCGUGACGCCAUCGCCACGGAGCGAGGCAUCAGCAAGGAAGAGGCAUCCAAGCAGAUCUGGCUCAUCGACAAGCCCGGCCUCCUCACAACAGGGACUCCCCUAACCGAAGCCCAAAAGCCCUUCGCCAAACCCAAAGAAGACUGGACCAACAAGCCCACCGACCUCCACUCCAUCGUCGAGGCAAUCCACCCCAACGUCCUAAUCGGCACCUCCACCGUCCGCGGCGCCUUCACCGAGCCCAUCAUCCGCGCCAUGGCCUCGCACACCCCGCGCCCCAUCAUCCUCCCGCUCUCCAACCCCACCCGCCUCCACGAGGCCGUCCCAUCCGACCUCCUCCGCUGGACCUCGGGCGCCGCCCUCGUCGCCACGGGAUCCCCCUCCGACCCCGUCCGCGGACCGUGGGGCCCAGGGGGGAGCGAAAUCACCGUCCGACCCGCCGAGUGCAACAACAGCGUCGUGUUCCCCGGCGUCGGGCUGGGGUGCGUGCUGGCGCGCGCGGCGAGGCUGACGGAUCGCAUGCUCGUCGCUGCUGUGGGUGCCGUGGCGGGGAUGAGUCCCGCGCUGCAGGGGGAGGGGGAGGGAGAGGAGGUGCUGCCGCUGCUUCCCGGGGUUGAUGUUGUGAGGGAUGUUAGCGUCAGGGUCGCGGCUGAGGUGGUGAGGGCAGCGGUGCGGGAGGGGGUGGCCACGGAGGAGGGGAUACCGGAGGGGAGGGAGGAGCUGGAGGAGUGGAUACGGGAGCAGAUGUGGGAUCCGGUGUAUAGGCCGCUGAAGCUUGUGGGGAUGGAGGGGGCGAGUAGGCAGGCGAGGGGCGAGCUGAGGGUUGUGGGGAGCCUUGACACGGAUGGGAGGGAGUGAGGGAAUUUCUAUUUCCGUUGCUUGGAGCGAGGAGGAGCAGAGGUGCAAGUUUGAUGGACAUGUGUAUGCACUUGCGUUGUCUAUUUUAAUGGGGCCUGUCAUGAUAUAACCCCCAUUUGAAAUGAGUGUCCGCAUUCUGAUUCUGACACCAGCACAGAGCUUGUAUUCAUAGUCUACCUGCAACGAGAAGGAUUCCAUUCUUCUCUUACGGCCUGAGAGCCAUCGUGCUCCGCAUGAUGCUCCCGAGCCCACCGAAUCCGAGGGGGUUCCAGCUUCGUCUCACAUGACGAACAAAAGAUUGGUAUCUAGAUUAGAC